Molecule: messenger RNA, 1281 nt
Organism: Zingiber officinale
Lineage: Eukaryota; Viridiplantae; Streptophyta; Magnoliopsida; Zingiberales; Zingiberaceae
Product: TLC domain-containing protein 4-B-like
Exons: 9
Coding region: 207-1001 (264 amino acids)
Biological process (GO): lipid homeostasis
Cellular component (GO): membrane; endoplasmic reticulum
Source: RefSeq, a predicted model, not a curated record
GUAGCUUCUUCGUCUGUUUCGAUCGUCUCCGAACCAAACCCUUUCGUCGUAAUCUCUUUCUCUCUUUCCUCGUCGUCGCACAUUUGUGCAGCAAUCUCCAAGCGCUAGAAGGACCAAUAGCGCGAUAGAUCUGGAAGAUCUCGUUGGUCGAUUACGCGCGGUCGCCGUUCGGCAUUGUUUUUGAGGUUUCAUAACUCCUCUUGGCAAUGGAGUCCUACAGGUACCAGGCUGAGAUCCUUGUUAAAGAUUACUUGCUAGCAGAUCCAUUCAUCCCAUAUACCUCUCUACUUUGUGGCAUUUUUAUGUGUAAAAUGGCUUAUGAUUCUUCCCAGUUGAUAAGUUCGGUUUACUUCAAGGGCUUUGCCUCCCUUACAAAGAUCCAACGGAUUGAAUGGAACAACAGGGGAAUGUCCAGUGCCCAUGCCAUUUUUAUUACAUCGAUGUCAUUAUAUUUAGUAUUCUUCUCAGAUCUGUUUUCUGACCGUGCUGAGGGCCUAAUUACAUUCCGAAGUUCAAAUCUUUCCACUUUUACAUUGGGGGUUUCAGUUGGGUACUUCAUCACUGAUCUUGCCAUGCUAUUCUGGCUUUAUCCUUCUCUCGGUGGAAUGGAAUAUGUUCUCCAUCACUCGCUAUCUAUAAUUGCGAUAUCUUACUCAGCAUUGUUUGGGGAGGGGCAGCUAUACACUUUUAUGGUCCUCAUAUCUGAGACCACCACUCCUGGGAUAAAUUUACGAUGGUUCCUUGAUACUGUAGGAAUGAAAAGAUCGAGUGCAUAUGUCCUUAAUGGUGUUGCUAUGUUCUUCGCAUGGCUUGUUGCAAGAAUCUUGUUGUUCAUCUACUUGUUCUACCAUGUUUACCUGCACUAUGAUCAGGUUGAGCAGAUGCACACAAUUGGUUACACCCUAGCUUUUCUGGUCCCCAUUUCAUUGUUUAUCAUGAAUAUGAUUUGGUUUGGAAAGAUUUUGCGAGGACUGAAGAAAACAUUAGCUAAGCGGCAGUGAAAGAGGAACUCCAGUACUCUACAUACAACACGCAGAAGAUCUUCGCAUAUUCGAGGGUAACUCCUAUAUUUUCUCGAGCAAAUACAAAAUGUGUAGGCAGCCCCUAUUGACGGAUACAAUCUAAGCAAGAUAGUCGAAGGUGUAGGAAGGAUGUUUAUCUUUUCAAGAUCACCUCAAUUAGCACAUAAGAUUGAUGUAUUGGCGCACGCCCGAAUUGCACCUUGUUUGUAACCAGGAGAUAUCUACAAGAAUGCGCUACUUUCUUGCGAGUUCUUAUUCA